Molecule: messenger RNA, 2788 nt
Organism: Phacochoerus africanus (Common warthog)
Lineage: Eukaryota; Metazoa; Chordata; Mammalia; Artiodactyla; Suidae
Gene: MAN1C1
Product: mannosidase alpha class 1C member 1
Exons: 12
Coding region: 262-2145 (627 amino acids)
Biological process (GO): N-glycan processing; carbohydrate metabolic process
Cellular component (GO): endoplasmic reticulum; Golgi membrane; extracellular exosome
Molecular function (GO): mannosyl-oligosaccharide 1,2-alpha-mannosidase activity; calcium ion binding
Source: RefSeq, a predicted model, not a curated record
UGCGGGCCCGGGCCCCGCCGCCUCGCUCGCCCGGGCCCCGCCGAGGUCGCUGCGCCCCCACCACGGCGCGGGAGGACGCGCCCCAAACUCCCUGAACUUCAGGAGUCGUCCCCGAGAGGUGAAGCUCUCAGGGACACCCACCCCGAGAGACGCUCCUCGACGACCUACUCUCCCCGAGCCCCCAGCUGACAAGUGCCUGGACUCCGACGGCCUCAGGGGCCUGGCUGGAGCUGACUGUCCCUAGCCCCGUGCCCGGCCACGAUGCUCAUGAGGAAAGUGCCGGGCUUCGUCCCGGCCUCCUCGUGGGGGCUGCGGCUGCCGCAGAAGUUCCUCUUCCUUCUCUUCCUCUCCGGCCUCAUCACCCUGUGCUUCGGGGCCCUCUUCCUGCUGCCCAACUCUUCUCGCCUCAAGCGCCUCUUCCUGGCCCCCCGGACCCAGCAGCCCGGCAUGGAGGCAGUGGCCCAAGUCGCCGGCCACUCUCUGGCCCGCGAGCCGGAGUCACCUCCCAACCCGGCCCCCGCGGUUCCAGCACCAGGCAAGGACGAUCCCAGCAGCCAAGCCAGUCCCCGCAGUCGGAAAGGAUGGCCAAGGCGCACCCGCCUCGUUGAGUUACGGGAGGAGGUUGCCGCGGCCCCCCCCAGACCCCAGGAGGGGAGCAUCCAGUCUAGCUUUGACUUCAACGCCUUCAGGAGCCGCCUCCGCCACCCGGUCCUGGGGACUGGGGCCAACAAGAGUAAGGAGCCCCAGAGCCUAGUUCAAACCCAAAGGGAGAAAAUCAAGGAGAUGAUGCAGUUCGCCUGGCAGAGCUACAAGCGGUACGCGAUGGGGAAAAACGAGCUCCGGCCCCUCACCAAAGACGGCUACGAGGGCAGCAUGUUCGGAGGCCUCAGCGGGGCCACAGUCAUUGACUCCCUCGACACCCUCUACCUCAUGGAGCUGAAGGAGGAGUUCCAGGAGGCCAAGGCCUGGGUAGAAGAAAGCUUCCACCUUAAUGUGAGUGGAGAAGCGUCCUUGUUCGAAGUGAACAUCCGGUACAUCGGAGGACUCCUGUCAGCUUUCUACCUGACGGGGGAGGAGGUGUUCCGAAUAAAAGCCAUCAAGCUGGGAGAGAAACUCCUGCCAGCCUUCGACACCCCCACAGGCAUCCCAAAAGGCGUGGUGAACUUCAAAAGCAACCGUGGUUCCAACCAGAGCUGGGGCUGGGCCAUGGCAGGGAGCAGCAGCAUCCUGGCGGAAUUCGGAUCCCUGCACUUGGAGUUCCUACACCUCACCGAGCUCUCUGGCAACCAGGUCUUCGCAGAAAAGGUCAGGAACAUCCGAAAGGUCCUUAAGGAUCUUGACAAGCCCUUCGGCCUCUACCCCAACUUCCUCAGCCCUGUGAGCGGGAACUGGAUGCAACACCAUGUCUCGGUUGGAGGACUCGGGGACAGUUUUUAUGAAUAUUUGAUCAAAUCCUGGCUGAUGUCGGCCAAGACUGAUAUGGAGGCUAAAGACAUGUACUACGAAGCCUUGGAGGCAAUAGAGACCCACUUGCUGAAUGUCUCUCCCGGGGGGCUGACCUACAUUGCUGAGUGGCGAGGGGGGAUUCUGGACCACAAGAUGGGGCACCUGGCCUGUUUCUCGGGGGGCAUGAUCGCCCUCGGCGCUGACGAUGCCAAGGAAGAAAAGAGGGCCCACUACCGAGAGCUCGCGGCCCAGAUCACCAAGACGUGCCACGAAUCGUACGCCCGCUCAGAUACCAAACUGGGGCCCGAGGCCUUCUGGUUUAACUCCGGCCUAGAGGCCAUGGCCACGCAGAUGAGCGAGAGCUACUACAUCCUGCGGCCGGAGGUGGUGGAGAGCUACAUGUACCUGUGGCGGCAGACCCACAACCCCAUCUACAGGGAGUGGGGCUGGGAUGUGGUCAUGGCCUUGGAGAAAUACUGCCGGACAGAAGCCGGCUUCUCCGGGAUCCAAGACGUGUACAGCACAGUUCCAAGCCACGACAACAAGCAGCAGACUUUCUUUCUAGCGGAGACACUAAAGUAUCUCUAUCUUCUGUUCUCUGAAGAUGACGUGCUCUCCCUGGAAGACUGGGUGUUCAACACGGAGGCCCACCCACUCCCCGUGAACCACUCGCACAGCUCGGCCAGGGGCGGGGGCUGACGCACCCCCGGCUCUCUCGGCUCCCGCUCCCGGGCCGCCUCUUCGGGAUUUGGGGCUGUUCUCAAAUGGAUUGGGGAUGGGGGCCCCUGCCUGGACCCGGCAGAUGUGUUGGACAAGCCACUUCUUUUCCUCUGUGAGGAGACAGGACUUGGAGACGCGACUGUGUCAGCCCAGGCCCAGACAUUCCUCUCCACGGAGAAUUUCUCUGAAACCCGCUCACUUGCCAUUCCAGGGCCAAAGCACCAGAGGUUUGCCCUGCAACCUCCUGUAUUUGGUCCACUUCCUUUUGUUUAGGAUUUUCUUUUUUUCAUUUUUGCUUGAUUUUUGCCUUUUCUCUCCCAUUGUGUUUUAUCGCAGAUUACAAAUGCAGCUUUCAACAUCAUGUGCUUUCAAAAAGGGUGUCAUCUCGAUAAACUGAACAUUAAAGUGUUUGCACACACACGAAUCUUGACCCCAUUUUCUAUAUUUUGAAUUCCUUUUGCCCAAUAUUUACUAUACUUCAAUUAUGUGUAAUUUACCUUAUAAUUUGAAGAGAGGUUCCCCUUUGAUUUGGGCCUAAGUGUUACGAAUCACUAGUGCCGUUUUCAUUAUUGUAAUGGAAAAAUCUGUAAACUUACAAUAAAAGAGUUUAUUGAAUAAGAAA